CCGAGUUUUGGGGAACGCUGUACGCGUAUCUCCACCUGGAUACAGCGUAACAUUUAUGCAAUUUUUGUGGGACGGAGGUCUAGAGCGUCUGGCACGCAACAUCUUUCACAUGCGUCUCUACACAAUUGAAUGUGACGGAAGGGUUGAAGGAUCAUUCAAAGGCUACACCCUGGAUAAUUUACCUCCUAGUGUGUGUAUAUUCUACCAACAAGUAUAUAACUGCUGGUAUCUGCACAGAGACGUACAGUUUUACAUAUAUCUACAUCAUUCAACCUGUAUUUAUACCAUUAAUACCUAUACUAAGACCAUGUCUGAAGAUAGCCACAAAGAUCCUUCGCUUCCCCUUUUCAAGCUCGAGAAAUCAUUUGACAAGCUACGUAUCCGAGCUAACCACUUCACCAGCAAGGAGAGAGAUUACUUUCUGUACCCACGCACUCUGAGAGCCAGCCCUACAGGCUCAGCCAAGUCCACCUCCUCUUUUGUAAACAUCUUCGAUGAAGGAAACACAUCGUCAGUUGCCUCUGUAACACCGUUGGAGAACUGCACACCGGAUGGCUCGGAGUGUGGCAGCCCUUCUCGGGAUGGUGACUUUUUACCGUUCCACCUUGACCUCGGCACAGAUAACAUCGAAUUCCACCCUACACACCUCAACAGGCUUAGAGAACGCAACAAGCUACGGAGAAUUGGUACGGAUGCCAAACCAGUUUACCAGAUCGAAUACAUGUCCGAUUUGCACGACGUCUUGCAUGACUGGUUCACAAAUUCCCGGCUUCCCGACCUGGGAACGAUGUUCCCCUACUUGCACGGCGCUAUAUCCUCCAACCAGGUGGAGUUUCUAGGGAUUGCGAUGGAAAACGAUGCUGCUAAACCCCCGGUUGGGGUCCGGUACUUGAUGAUUGUGAACUGCGACGAAGCAUUGGGCCAGAAGCCAGCCGGAAAGUAUCUCCGCAGCUCCCUCAGCAUCGGCGACCUUCUAGUGCCGAAGCAAACUGACCGGACUGACGUUUUCACCUCAAACACCCCCACAUCUGAGCACAUCGAAUACAACGAUUGUCCCCCGGAAGAUAACGCCUUGAGCCCUGCAGAGUAUGAAAGUUUCAAUGAUGUACGUGUAACUGAUACCUCCUCAAAGCCUAUCAAUAUCCGCAACUACGGCCAGCAACACAGGUUAUUGCUCCCUGUAUCAGACAUCAUCCUCUACACCACUGCUAAGUGCGAUAUGGCACCUCUCUACCAGCUUGCUGGCCAAGUGUCUCGGUCGCAAAACGAUGUCUACCACACGUAUGUGGUUUCCAGCUACGACCCAGAAGAGCUUACUCGCCUCUCAUGCGGGGUCCCUUCCUCUGGGGAGAAUCACAACGGUCCCUAUUUGAGCGAUUACCUCUGCGAUUGUGCCAGCUUGGCCCCCGCUAGUAGCAACCUCGAUGAACGAUCCAUUAUUGCACGGGAGAUCAGGGGAGAGACUAACAUUCCUGGAAGCAAGGGCUUGUCAUUGUCGCAGCAUCUCAACAAUUGGCAAGGUAACUACAUCAUCCAUGAGCAGUACGAAUCAUGGUUGAUCAACCAGGCAAGGGAAGUCUACCCGAAUGUGUAUACAGGCAAUUCCAAUAUGGCCAGCGUAGUUACCAAGGUUCACAAAACCCCCGGUGAUGGUCCUCAGUUUGACGUCAUUGUGGACUGCACGUGGGAUAAGGUGCGGUUUCCCACGUCGCUGGACUUGAAAUGCAUGUUCCGAGAGGUUUCACAUUCUACUGCUAGUAUCUUGUUCCCCGCCUCGGGAUCCAAGGUGAGCUCAGAGAUUGACCUGGGAGAAGCCUUGUCCAUCAUCAACACGGUGAAGCUCCUCUACUUUUUGAGCAAGAGUCACAAAAAGGUGUUGGUCUACUGCGAAGACGGAAAGACAUACACAUCCCUCCUCAUGCUCUGCCUAGAGAUGUAUGUGAACUGCGUUUCGCUUUCGCGUGCCGUCUUGAACUUCCAUAAGUUGUACCAGCGGGACCUCUGGCUUUUCCCCGCGGAUUUUGAGUUGUUGAGCUACUUGGAGCCGUGUCUCCUCUAUAACUCGGCUAAGGAAGCCAACAGAAGGUCCUCUGAAUUUGACCAACUCAUGGUGACCUCACUCAGUCAUCAGAUAACCCGCCACUGGUACAAUAAUGUAUACAAGCCGUACUUUUUGACUGGCAAGACCCAACCAAGACGCAGGUACUCCUCCGUCUCCGGAUUAUGUGAAAUCAGAGAGGAAGACGAAAGCCGGGAAGAUGGUGACGAGUUCACACCCCAAACCGAUAUCAACAACGACUGGUUUUCCACCAGAAACCCUGACUGCAACUUACCCUCGACCAUCCUUCCGGGAAGGCUCCUUCUAGGUAAUUGUCGCCACGCGUCAUCGAGGUAUUUGGUAGAAAACUUGGGCUUGGAAAGGAUCAUCUCGCUCGGUGAAAAGCCCGGUUGGUUGCCUCUGGGUGCCGUUUCCGCGUCUCCUAACACCUCGGUGUGCUACUUUGGAAAGCACAAGAUUUACAUCAUCCGUAACCCUCUCAGGGAGGUUCCGCGGCUCCGUGAGGUGGUCUACAUCCCUAGCAUCACAGACGACGGGACAAGCUCGAUCACACCCUUGCUCAGUACGCUCACAGAGCUCUGCGAGUUGCAAGAGUAUCGGACCUUGGUCCACUGCCAGGUGGGGGUUUCUCGCUCUGCCACGAUUGUCAUCGCCAUGGUGAUGAAGAUGUUGGGUAUCAGCUUGAUCCGAGCCUACUGUUUUGUGCGAGUCCGUCGCUUGAACUUGAUCAUCCAGCCCAACCUCCGAUUCUGCUACGAGUUGCUCAAGUACGAAGAGGAAUUAGCGGUAAAGGGAGGGGGAGGAUUGUUACGCGAGGUGGACUGGCACAUUUUGUGUCUUGAAAUUCAGCGCUUGAACAACCACUACGUUCGUUAGACACAUGCUACAAAUUGAUUUAAACAAUCAGUAAUUUGAUAUAUAUAUAUAUAUUUUGAGAUUUUUACCCUACUUUAGAUGUACAAGGUUAGAUUAAUGAAGUGUGCUUCAUUUGGAUAAUGGAAUUUUAUAAACUUUUGCUUCUGCCUAGUUAC
Molecule: messenger RNA, 3090 nt
Organism: Babjeviella inositovora NRRL Y-12698
Lineage: Eukaryota; Fungi; Ascomycota; Pichiomycetes; Serinales
Exons: 1
Coding region: 308-2935 (875 amino acids)
Biological process (GO): protein dephosphorylation; nuclear DNA replication
Molecular function (GO): protein tyrosine/serine/threonine phosphatase activity
Source: RefSeq, a predicted model, not a curated record